AUGCCUGAUCAGGCACAAAAUGUCGCUGCUAAUACUCAGUCACAAAACGCGUCUGCUACAUCGCACGAACCGAGCAUAAGUUUCAGAGGUUUCGACCUAAUUGAGAUGCUCUAUAGAGAAGCCGAAAAUUUAAAGAAGAAGUUAGAAUUGGAGAGGCAAAGGUUGAAUGAUAUUACAAUGGAGCAAGGCUCCUCUCAUUUGGAGCAUUUCUCCCCUAUGAAUAUCAAGCAGAGGCGUAUUUUAAAAGGUCAUUCUGGCAAGGUUCUGUGUAUGGAUUGGUCUCUUGAUCGCAGGCGAAUUGUUUCUUCUGCUCAGGAUGGCAAGGUCAUAGUUUGGGAUGCGUUUACUACUAAUAAAGAGCAUGCAGUAACUUUAGCUACCACUUGGGUAAUGGCUUGUGCUUUCGCACCUGGCGCUGAUAUGAUAGCUUGCGGUGGGCUUGACAACAAAUGUUCGGUUGUACCUUUGUCAUUUGACGAAGACAUCUUGCAAAAACGACGACCUGUGGCUACGCAUACCAGUUAUACAUCUUGUUGUGCAUUUAUGAGAUCAGACAAUCAUCUGCUCACUGGAAGUGGAGACUCAACUUGUGCCUUAUGGGAUACUGAAACUGGCCAAAUGCUUGAGAAUUUUCACGGGCAUAAAGGGGAUGUUUUUUCAGUUGAUGUUCAUCGUUGGGAUGCAGGCAAUAUUUUUGUUUCUGCUGGCGCUGAUCGGCAUGUUCUUGUUUGGGAUAUUCGGAAUGGAAGCUGUGUUCAAAGAUUUGGUGAUCAUGAGGCUGAUGUGAACUGCGUUAGAUUUACUCCGAGUGGUGAUGGUUUUGCUACUGGUUCAGAUGAUUCUACUUGUCGCUUAUUUGACUUACGAGCCGAUCGUCAGGUCUGUAGCUACGAAUACGACUGCAACUUUUUCCCGAUUACUGGAGUUGAUUUUAGUUAUUGCGGCCGAUUGCUAUUUGUUGGAUGUGGAGAUUAUCGUGUGGGUGUUUGGGAUGCUUUCAAGUGUCAUCGCCAAUGUGCUAUAUACGGGCAUGAGAACCGGAUUUCGUGGUUGCGUUCUAACCCUGAUGGGUCUUCGAUAUGUACUGCUAGCUGGGAUUGUACACUUAGGGUUUGUUUUUCUCACCAGCUUUGA
This is a messenger RNA of Enterobius vermicularis (human pinworm), 1134 nucleotides long. Lineage: Eukaryota; Metazoa; Nematoda; Chromadorea; Rhabditida; Oxyuridae. The record is from the annotation of a GenBank genome assembly.